Molecule: messenger RNA, 1467 nt
Organism: Alnus glutinosa
Lineage: Eukaryota; Viridiplantae; Streptophyta; Magnoliopsida; Fagales; Betulaceae
Product: receptor-like protein 9DC3
Exons: 2
Coding region: 8-1372 (454 amino acids)
Molecular function (GO): protein binding
Source: RefSeq, a predicted model, not a curated record
CGGUGAAAUGCAUCUUGAGCUAAUGAACGGGACACGAUUGGAGUUACUUAUACUGAACAACAAUCGGUUAAGUGGCCCAAUACUUACUUUUGGGCCUACAACUCUACGAUAUCUGGAUCUUUCUAACAACUUUUUCACAAGCUUUGGUCAACAUCCAACUUUUCUUCCAUGGACUCAUCUAAAAUUUCUUGAUCUCAGAUCCAAUUGGCUCGAAGGAUCACUUCCUAUCCUGCCAAUCAAUACUUCACAUUUUUUUAUUUCAAACAACUCAUUGACCGGAAAUAUACAAGAAUCGUUUUGCAAUCUGAGUUCUCUUAAAGUCCUUGAUUUGGCUAGUAACAACUUAAGCGGUUCCCUUCCUCGAUGCUUGGACAACUUUGGUGCUUCUCUAUCAGUACUUGAUCUACAAAGGAACAAAUUUCAAGGAAGCAUUCCAAAAACUUGGAUUAAAGGAAGCCAAUUGGAGAUAGUAAAUUUAAGUCAAAACAAAUUCCAAGGGCAUUUAUCGAGAUCGUUGGACAAGUGUACGAUGCUCAAGGUCCUAGAUCUAAGCAAUAAUGAAUUCAAUGACCGAUUUCUCUCUUGGUUGGAAAAUCUUCCAAAUUUACAGGUUCUCAUUUUGCGGUCAAACAAAUUCCAUGGCCCAAUAAGGACUUCUAAGAGUGAAUACAUGUUCCAAAAGUUGCGAAUCAUUGACCUCUCUCACAACAAUUUUGUUGGAAAGCUACCACUAAAACUUUUCGGCAACUGUAAUGCAAAAACAUCCAAGACUGCAAAUCAUUUGACGUAUAUUCAAGUAAGCUCAACUACUACUUACAGGAGUUAUGAUGAAUAUGGUUACUCCAUGACAGUGACAAACAAAGGGGAGAUUAUGUUCUAUGAGAAGGUCCAAGAAUUAUUAAUGGUUGUUGAUAUCUCAAGAAAUAGAUUUGUCGGGAGCCUUACGGAGCUUGAAGCAUUGGACCUUUCUCAAAACAUGUUGUCGGGGGAGAUUCCACAACAACUAAUACAGCUUACUUUCUUAGAAUUCUUCAAUGUUUCUCAUAAUAUUCUCACAGGACUUAUACCACGAGGGAAACAAUUUGAUACAUUUCAAAACAAUUCAUUUGAAGGGAAUCCAGGAUUGUGUGGAAUACCAUUGACAAAGAAAUGUGAGAAUUCUGAUGAGACGCCUUCUCAACCUUCCAUCUCUCAAGAAAGUCAUGACUCUAAAUCACCAUUUGAAUUUGGUUGGAAAAUAGUUGCAAUUGGAUAUGGAUUUGGAUUUGUUGUUGGAGUAAUAAUUGGGCCCAUUGUGAUCGCAAGGAAGCAUAAUUGGUUAAUGAAGACCUUCCGAAUAAGGCCAUUGAGUAGGAGGAGGCUCCGAAAUUAAAUAGAACAUUUUGGACAUGAUGCCUUCCCAAAGCAAUAUAUUAUUAUUAUACGUGUGUGUUAUUUUGCUUGUAAUCUUAUUUUUCUCUGUGUUGU